UCGCUAUACUGGAGCCCUCUUUAUCCUCCGCUUCGUCUUCCUGCAAACCUCCCAUUCCUACCACCAGCACUACUACCGCCGCCCUUAAAGCUAUUUUUAAGCCUUUCAGUGGGAGUAGUAGCUCUAAGUCUUUCUUUUUUCUUGAGCUCAGCUGCACCAAGUCCUUCUCUGCCUCCAAAAAUGAGAAAUUUCUGGAGCGUUUGAGCCCCAAAGAAAAUCUUGCGAUGUUAGGGUUUAGAGCACUCUCUGGUCACUCUUUUAUCAGGACAAGGAUCGAAAAUCCAGGGUAAUUUUCACUCACGAAGGAGCCACAAGUAAUAAGUCGUUGGCAGAAAGCAAUGCCAAAAAGAGCUGGGCUAAAUUGUUUGCAAAGAAUCAUUCUCGAAACCUAGGAUUUGAGGUACGUUAUAUCCUCCAGCAGUAUCAAAUGGUCAAAGAGUGGUCAAAUUUCACACAGAAGAAUUGAAGCUAGAGAUUCAAAUAUGGAAGAAUACGCUAAUUGGGAGUGUCUUCGGACUGAACCUGCGAUAAAGAGGCAUUGAGAAUUUUGCCAUGAGUCGCUGGAAAAGGUAUGGGCUUAUAUAUGCUAUUUAGCAUCAAUAUCAAGUACUCUUGCUUAAGCUUGGUAUGUGAAUUCAAUAGGGCGAGUUGGGAUUUCCAGGGAGUCCUUUUGAUGAGUAAUGACAGAGAGAGGGAGGGAUUUCGCGGGCUCUGAUUUUAUGAGGUUCUUGAUGUUCAACAUUGGCUUCAGAUGCUUUCCUCUCCAGACUGCAUGAUUGAGGCCCUGGUCGCGUAGGUGUUUGAUGGCAGCAAAGUCGACAAACCCACGGUGGUGGGGGGUAGAGACAACAAUUUUUGUGGAGAUAGCUCUAAAUACCUCUCUCCCCAACGCGUCAAUUAGCACCAUCGUUGCACCUUCGCUCUAGCAAUCCUCCCUUCCACCGCCGUUGGUCUUCAGCUGAUGGAUUGGGACAGUUAAUACCAAGUUAUUGAUGUUCUGUUGUUGAGGAAGAGAAGAUGGAGGCCCUGCAAUUCUCCCGUUGCGUGGGUGAUGUUUUACUUGCUCGUUGGUCCGAGUGCAGCAACUCCACUUUCAAGGCUUUAGUAAAUUCAUCACCUUUUAUGGAGACAAUCCUAGUUGAAAAUGAAGUGCAGCAGGAGGUUAAGCUACUUGAUGCAAUUAAUGAUGAUCACGAAGGUGUUAUUGUAGAAUUGAACAAGCCUAUCAACUCAGACGACUUUGCUUCAAUGCUAAGAGCCUCAAUUGCUCAAUGGAGAAAGCAGGGUAAGAGGGGUGUUUGGAUCAAAGUUCCUAUUGAGCUAGUCAAUCUUGUUGAAGCUGCUGUAAAGGAACGGUUCUGGUAUCAUCAUGCAGAGCCAAAACACUUGAUGCUUAUAUACUGGAUCCCAGAGUGCACUCAUACUCUUCCUGCAAAUGCCAGUCACCGAGUGGGAGUUUGUGCAUUUGUAAUGAAUGAAAAGAGAGAGGUGCUAGUGGUCCAAGAAAAGACUGGAAUACUUCGAGGAACAGGCGUGUGGAAGUUCCCUACAGGAGUUGUUGAGGAGGGAGAACACAUCUGUGAUGCUGUAGUAAGAGAAGUUAAAGAAGAGACAGAUAUCGAUACAAAAUUUAUAGAAGUAUUAGCAUUCAGGCAAAGCCACAAAGCAUUUUUUGAGAAGUCAGAUUUAUCAUUCAUAUGCUUGCUACAACCCCUUUCCUUUAACAUCCAGAAGCAGGAAUCAGAGAUAGAUGCAGCCCAGUGGAUGUCAUUGGAUGAAUAUGUCGCCCAACCAUUUGUUCAGACAAGUGAGCUUUUGAAGUACAUCUUUGAUCUGUGCUUGGCAAAGAUAGAUAAGACAUAUUCUGGGUUUUCUCCGGUGCUCACCACAUCAAAUAUUUCUAAUGAAAAUGGUUACUUGUAUCUGAACAGUCGAGACCUGAGAAGCCAGUGAAGUCUGGUCAUCCUUUGCCAGCUUAGCCUGUGGAGUUAUACUCCAGAAAGACUUCUAACUCUUCAAAUUCAGUUGUUCAAGCAAUUAAUUCAUCAGGUUUUACCGUUAGAUCAUCCUUUGGUUUUGGUUUGAUUGUUAGUGAUUAUAAAUCUCUUUUUAAAUGAGAUCGUUGAUGUUAAAUGUUGUUUUAGUUAUAGGUCUGCGAAUGUGGUUGCCCAUUUGUUA
Molecule: messenger RNA, 2178 nt
Organism: Manihot esculenta (cassava)
Lineage: Eukaryota; Viridiplantae; Streptophyta; Magnoliopsida; Malpighiales; Euphorbiaceae
Product: nudix hydrolase 2
Exons: 10
Coding region: 1018-1953 (311 amino acids)
Molecular function (GO): ADP-ribose diphosphatase activity; NAD binding; NADH pyrophosphatase activity
Source: RefSeq, a predicted model, not a curated record